GUCGUGUUCUGGACGCUUCUGUUGAUGACCGACAUCUGGAAUCAUGGACUUGACACUGCUGGCCACUUGCUUUAUGCUCGUACUUUGUCUUCAGGAUGUAGAUGGACUGAAGGCACGUUUAGUACAAGGGACAAAUAACACCGCAACCUCUAAAGGUCGUCUAGAAAUUUUCUACAAUGGAACAUGGAGCACAGUGUGCGACGACGGAUUCGGAAAAACAGAGGCAGAGAUCGCCUGUAGGAUGCUGGAACUCAACAGUACUCGAUCCCUGGCUGUGAGAUCAUCAAUGUAUGGACAAGGCUCGGGUACAAUUCUGCUGGAUGACGUGAGGUGUGAAGGGUCAGAGACUGACCUACUCCAAUGUAAACACAGAGAACUGUACACACACAACUGCAAGCAUGACGAAGAUGUCGGAGUUAUCUGCAGUGACAAACGAGAACAGGUGCGUUUGACAGGCUCACAAUUACCUGACAGAGGUCGAGUAGAACUACAACUAGGAAGUGAGUGGUUCACAGUGUGUGUCCCUGACGACAAUUUUCCAAAAAUUGUUUGCACACAACUCGGUCUUCCAAUGGAAAAAGCAGUCAUUAUUGGGGGCUCGUUCUUUGCACGAACUCAGUCCCGUCAGCUAAUGAUUCAAUUUGCUUGCAAGGGGAAUGAGACCAGCAUCCUCGACUGUGACCAACUUACGGACUGUGAAUCUUGCGGGAAACUAGACGUUGGCAUCAUAUGCUCCGACUCUGUGCAGCUUAACGCACGUUUGGUUAACGGGACGUCACAAUAUAAAGGUUUUCUUGAAGUCUCAUACACCGGAAGUAACAAUGGAAGUUACCUCCCCGUGACCUUCUUUUCCUACGGUAACGUCUUGGCGACUCUGACGUGCAGAACUCUCGGCUUUAAUAGCUCUAGGGCAGUAGCUGUGCAUUCUUCAAUGUUCACGGAUAAUCGAAGAGAUCGGUUCAUUAAAAUCUCGUGUGAGGGCGCAGAGUCAAGCUUGACUCAAUGUCACCAAAGAUCGUUGGACUAUUAUUUUCGAGCAAAUCUCGGCGUUGGUGUCAUCUGCAGUAAUCAUCAGGAACAAUUGCGCCUUACGGGAACACAUCGCACUAGAUAUGACAUGGGUCGUGUGGAGAUACAAUUAGCCGAUGAGUGGUAUACAUUGUGUGUCGAUGACGACAGUAUAGCCAAAUCGGUUUGCCACUCACUCAAUCUACCCUGGAAAGAAGCAGUGCAGUUAUGGGAUUCACCUGGACCAACGCAAAGACCAAACCUUUUUAGCCAAUUUGUUUGCAUAGAUGAAACGGUCAACAUACUCGACUGUCACCAGUAUCCUGUCCGCAAGUCUGAAUAUUUUUAUUCAGAUUGGUUCGGUGUCUUUUGCAGCAACUCCCCUUCUCUACUAAUCCAUCCAGCGGGAAUGAUGUAUCCUUUCAUUGAAGGAACGAAUGCAGCGUUAAAGUGUGGGUACAGAAAUUGGCAUCUAUACAAUGUCACGUGGCCAGAAAAUGCCGGAGGUGUAUCUAAUGGAAAUGAGCUGAUGAUAGACAAAGUGACCAGGACACACAAUGGGAGUCUUGUGAAGUGUGAGGCGAUGUCCAAUGCAGGAAAUCUUCAAUCAACACGUUUAACCAGCGACACUCUGGAGUUGCAGGUUUACUACCAUCCCUACAUAAGGAUAACCUCUAGCCUCACCACGUGCAGACCUCAGCCACCACAGAACGUGUGUGUUGUGACUCACAAUACCAAUGUCACUAUUGUGUGUCAGGCUGACAGCAACCCACCUCCUGCUAACAUCACCUGGUCCGGGCCUGUCAGCAGUGGAAAUCGAGAGUUACAUCUCACACAAGCAAACUCUUCUACACACGGAGGUCUCUACACGUGUACUGUCUUCACACAGACACGUGAGGAGGACAAACGACUGCCUCUAUCGUCAAACUAUACAUUUGACGUAGUUAUCCAAGGUAGGCUAUUCAGAUUAAUCGUGAAAAAAAACACAACACUCAUUUGAUUUUAUACCCUUUGCAUGUUUGGGAAAUUGUUGAACAUACGGUUUCCAUAUGAUGCACAGACCUCAAUAUAUCAAACUGUUCCAUUCCGUGUCAAACCGUUAUAACGGGCAUAAAUGUCACGUGCCUUACAAAUUUUGUACCUGUAAUUUUUCUUCGGACGGACCUGGCAUGGAAGUCAGUGCUAAAUCAACUUUUUGUAAGUGAUUUUUCAUUACAUAUUAAUAUACUAUAACAAUAUUUUAUAUAUUUUAUACAUAUAGUAAACAAUUUUACCAUAGACAGUUGUCCAUAUUAAUGUAUGUAGGUUGCAGUGUUUAUAAUUUAAAUUUUAACAAGAUACUAGAUGAUAAAAAAGUGUAUAUUUCACAUAAAUGAUUUUAUACAUGAGAAUCUGCUUCUCAAUUUUCAGGUUGUAAACACAAAACAAAAUACUCAGCUGUUCUGCCGUUGGGUCUUCUUUACGAAUGUUUCAGUGGAAACCAUCAAGAGAAACCAGCCAGACUUUUUUUUCUCACCUCUUAUAGAGUAUAGAGUACAAUAGAGUAAAGGUCUGAUAAAAGCAAAUGAUAUUUGUAUUUAAAAAAUGGUUGCAUAAGAUGUGGAUGAUGCAAUUAUUUUAUUGUUUGCAGGUGAUUUACAAACAAACCAAAGAAACUUCAAAUCGACAAGUGAUUCAGCGCAGAUGUCACAGGCUCUUGAUGUUUGUGGGUGCAGAGGGUCGACUAUGCGCGUACGUACCCGUGAUUUCACGAGUGAAAUGCUAGUACAAUCUGUCUUUAAUCUUUUUCUUCUCAACUUGUGUUGCAGGGUUAAAUAUUGAGAGUAACUUCCUUGACUUCGAUAUCACCCUAAACAUCACCGGAUCACCCCGGAUCACAUGGAGAUUAAUGGACUCGUUUGUGACAUGGGAAACUCGUCCUUAAUGAAGCCAUGGACAAUGCACUGUGGAAAACUGACUUUAAGAAAAUUGUAAGAACAGAGACAUCAGGUUGUUUUAUACACGUUGCAAGCAUCUUUCAGUUUGCAUUUUCUUUUUCAUAAAGUGAAGAUCACUAGUAUAAAAUGUCGUUCAAAAUACUGUAUAAUGUGAAAGAUAUGACUAGUUGUGUGUAGCUGUGUAUUGACAUCACCUUUUUGUAACACACAAAAUAUUUUCUAAGAGAGCAUAUAUUAGUUUUUAAUGUCAGUGUCAACAGGUUUUAACAAAAAUCACAGAAUAAAGGAAUGUGUGUGUGAUAUUUUGCAUUCGUGUUUAUUCUUAUGUAAGCAUACAAACAGCAGCUGCUUUAGUUUAUAAAGUGUUAGUCGUGACACUGUUCACACACAUAAUCACGCUCACUUGGAACUGACUUUAAAGUUCGAUGAUGCCUAAUUACAUUCUGAUGUUGCCAGAUCCAGUGUGGUGUUGUCUAACGAAUGUAGGCUUUUAACGGGUUAACAAAAGAGAGACUAGAAGAUAAAUGUAAAAUAUUUAGUCGAAGGUUUAUAUCGCCUUUUUAUGAAAAUACCUGGACUUUGAUUUCGUUGUGAAAAAAAGAGUUAGCAUCUUUUUAAAUGUGUCUGCAAAG
This is a messenger RNA of Pomacea canaliculata, 3577 nucleotides long. RefSeq names its product scavenger receptor cysteine-rich type 1 protein M130-like. The coding region runs from base 44 to 2008 and encodes 654 amino acids. The record is from RefSeq and is a predicted model, not a curated record. The transcript is spliced from 11 exons. Lineage: Eukaryota; Metazoa; Mollusca; Gastropoda; Architaenioglossa; Ampullariidae. Gene Ontology annotation, cellular component: membrane.